UCAAUUAAAGAUGGAUUAAUAAACACUUCAUGUUCUAUGACCAUUCAUGUCUUGUUUCUUCCCAUUUGUAGUCUCUUAAUUAUCAACCUCUCUUUGGUUUCACCAUUUUUAUUCAAUGUGUGUUACAAUAUGGAGUAAUUAAGUGUACUAGGAAGAAGAGGGAUUAGAUGGAGUAGAGUAGCAGAGGCCAGUGUAACUAAUAUCACAAACACAACUCUUGUACGUAGUUGUGUGAUGAUUUGAUUAAGGAGAUUUUAUUUAAAUAUUAUUGGAUUUUGGUAUGAAACCACAGGUCUCCGCUUCACAUAUCAGAUAUGCUUCAGUGAAUGGGAGCAAUUAUAACGGACAUUAGUUGGACAACAUAUAUGCAACGAGCGAGAGAUCUCCUCGUGGCCGUCUCAUCGGGUGCUGAGGAGCACAAGACAUGGAUUCUUGAUCUUGCAUUCUCCGCCACCGAAGAGCUCAGGCUAUUGGCUCAAGAACAUGACUCUUUGUGGAUUUUUGACGUUGACCAUGGCUAUGAGAUUCUUAAUCAAACAGAAUACAAGAGAAGAUUCGAACCACUUGAUCCAACUUUGGAGGAGAUUUUUCGACUGAUAUCACAAGGGAAGCCGCGUGACCUCAAUGAGAACGUCGAGUGUCACGUGAGCUGUGAAGGUUCUAGGGCCAAUGGGGUGGUUUACAGAAGCCCUGUUUGCCUUGUGAGUAUGUUCAUGGAUGAGGAUAAAUGGACAUCAACAUUCUCAAAUAUAGUCUCAAAGGCCAUAAAUCUAGCAGGUUUAACCCCAGGGGACAUGGAGAAUGCAACUGGAUCUGUGCAAGUGGUAAAUUCUCAACUACCUAUCUGCCGAUAUCUUUGUUUGUUCGCUUACCUGACAACUAGGCAGAUGUAUGCAGAGUUUCACAUCUGCUCUCCUCUUAUCUCACCUCGACAAAUGUACUUCGUAAGGCAGUCGAGGCAGAUAGAUAACAACACUUGGGUUGUCGCCGAUGUUUCCCUGGAAACUAUAUACCCUAAUCCAUUCCCAACAUCCAAAAGAAAGCCAUCAGGCUGCCUGAUUCAAGCCCUCGGGGAUGGAGUAUCAAAGGUUACUUGGGUGGAACACUAUUCGGAACGUGAGGGCCUAGCGCCCUCUAUGUUCAAAGCACUGCUGGAAUCAGGGGUGGCAUACAGCGCCAAGCGCUGGAUUUCGACCCUGGAGAGACAAUGCGAAAGAAUAGCAACUCUAGAGGCGCGAGACGACUCUCUUAAUGACAAAGGUUCAGGAGCUGCUAGGAAUGGUCUAUUGAAAUUGGCAGGAAGAAUGAGUAGACUUUUCAAUUUGAAGAUUUUCUCAACUAUGGAAAGUGGAUGGAGAGGAGUGACUCUACCAGGAGUUGAUGGGAUCCUAAUCAAGAACUGGUUGAUCCUUGAUGAUCUUCAACAGAUCCCUCCUCGAAUAGCCGUGUCCAUCGCAACAUCAGUCUGGCUACCUGUGAAGCAAGAUCAAGUGUUCAACUUCCUAAGGAAUGAGCAAAGCAGAGCUAAGUGGGAUAUUCUAGCACAUGGUAUGGAAGUUGAAGAAGUUGUACGCAUUUCUUCACCUCGAAACUCCACAGACUCGAUCUCAGUCGUUUCCCAAUGCUCAAAGAGAGGCGCAAUCACGUACCUGCAAGAGAGCUACAAUGACUCCGUGGCGUGCUACAUAGGCUACGCCCCGGUAGAUGUCUGGACAAUGCACCACAUUCUGCAAGGAGGAACUGCAGAUUCUGUGGCAGUCUUGCCUUCGGGGUUUGUCAUUCUACCUGAUGGAUCUACGGAUCAGAGCAGUAUCCUCACCAUUGCAUUUCAGAUCAUCGAUGAAGAACUAACAACACCACAAGAGCUGCAGGAAAGCUCACUGAUCACGGCAUGCACACUGAUCAGAGAUACAGUUUCUCUGAUUCAAACAGCCCUUCUACAGGAAUUGAAUUGGCCUCCACCUUCCUAAAGACCAAUGCUUUUGGCAUGAGUUUUAAUAGAUUGGUUAAGUGUAUUGCGUGUAGGACUGUCAAAAUGAUAACUAAAUAAUGAACUAGUGUCACACUUUAUCAUUAAUUAAUUUUAUUUAAUUCAUAGCA
This is a messenger RNA of Salvia splendens (bonfire salvia), 2100 nucleotides long. RefSeq names its product homeobox-leucine zipper protein PROTODERMAL FACTOR 2. Bases 327 to 1970 code for a protein of 547 amino acids. The record is from RefSeq and is a predicted model, not a curated record. Gene Ontology annotation, molecular function: lipid binding. The transcript is spliced from 6 exons. Lineage: Eukaryota; Viridiplantae; Streptophyta; Magnoliopsida; Lamiales; Lamiaceae.